AUGGAUUCCACUUCUGGCAAUCAGCUGCUCAGCUUCAUGGAUGCCUACUCCGGCUAUAACCAAAUCAUGAUGCACGGGGAUGACAAGGCGAAAACUUCUUUCAUCAUCGAAAGAGGGACCUACUGCUACAAGGUCAUGCCCUUUGGGCUGAAGAAUGCCGGAGCAACCUAUCAAAGGCUCGUAAACAAAAUCUUCAAAGAACAGAUCGGCAAAACUAUGGAGGUCUACGUGGAUGACAUGCUGGUCAAAGCCCCGAACCGCGCAGAUCACAUUGGAAAUCUUGCCGAGUCAUUCAGCUUGCUCCGCCAAUAUCGCAUGAAGUUGAAUCCAAGUAAAUGCACGUUUGGUGUAUCCUCCGGCCGAUUCUUGGGAUACCUAGUCACGCAACGAGGUAUCGAGGCACACCCACGUCAAAUCAAAGCCAUUCUCGAGAUGAAAUCGCCCUUCACGGUGAAAGAAAUACAAAGUCUGACGGGCAGAGCAGUGGCCCUCAACCGGUUCCUCUCGAGAUCAACCGACAAGUGCAGACCAUUCUUCAAAGCUUUGAAGAAAGGGCAAAGAGACAAAUGGGAUGAGGAGUGCGAAGUGGCUUUUCAAAAUCUGAAGACUUACCUCACCUCACCUCCCAUGCUCUCAAAGCCGGUCCCUGGUGAGGACUUGUUCGUAUACUUGGCAGUGUCCAACUCAGCUAUCAGUUCAGCUCUCAUCCGAGAAGAGCUGGGGGCCCAACAUCCGGUAUUCUACACGUCAAAAGCUCUCCUCGAUGCAGAGACUCGCUACCCAAAAUUGGAGAAACUUAUUUUGGCUCUUAAAGGGCAAAGAGACAAAUGGGAUGAGGAGUGCGAAGUGGCUUUUCAAAAUCUGAAGACUUACCUCACCUCACCUCCCAUGCUCUCAAAGCCAGUCCCUGGUGAGGACUUGUUCGUAUACUUGGCAGUGUCCAACUCAGCUAUCAGUUCAGCUCUCAUCCGAGAAGAGCUGGGGGCCCAACAUCCAGUAUUCUACACGUCAAAAGCUCUCCUCGAUGCAGAGACUUGCUACCCAAAAUUGGAGAAACUUAUUUUGGCUCUUGUAGUUUCUGCGAGAAAGCUGCGACCCUACUACCAAGCUCAUCGAGUCAUCGUCAUGACCGACUUUCCUUUGAGAUCAAUCCUUCACAACCCUGAUGCUUUUCAGCGACUCAUGAAGUGGGCUAUAGAGCUAAGCCAAUAUGACCUCCUCUACCGGCCAAAAGCUGCAAUAAAAGCCCAGGCUUUAGCAGACUUCGUAGCAGAAUUCACCCCAUUAGCCGAAAAAGAGAAGUUGGUCAACCAAAAGAAGGAAAGUUCAAAAGCAGACGGGACCUCCGCAGAACCUAGCCAACCCAGAGACAUGUGGCAGUUGCGCGUAGAUGGAGCGUCGAACCAAAAAGGAGCUGGAGCAGGAGUCGUCAUCACCACCCCGGAUGGAACCCUGUUGGAGCAAGCUAUUACGCUUGGCUUUCCGGCCUCGAACAACGAGGCAGAAUAUGAGGCAUUGCUUGCCGGCCUACGCUUGGCAAAGGAGCUCGCAAUCAAAAGGCUAGCCAUCUACUCUGACUCACAAUUGAUCACGAAUCAAGCCUCAGGUGAAUAUAUGGCGAAGCACCCAAGGAUGAUCCUAUACCUUGACAAAGUCCAAGAGCUGUUGAAGGCAUUUCCCACCUUCACCAUUCAACAAGUGCCCCGGGCAGAGAACGCUCAUGCAGACGCACUGGCAAGCCUAGGAUCAGCGCUGGAUACCCAGUUCAGACGCUCCAUCCCGGUCGAACACCUUGACCGACCAAGCAUAGAAGAAAUAGAGCUAAUCGAUACCAUGCAGAUUGACGAGGACCCUAGUUGGCAAGACCCCAUCAUCGACUAUUUGACAAAUGGAAACCUGCCAACGGACAAGUCCGAAGCUAGAAAGGUCCAGCAGAAGGCCGCGAGAUACUACAUGCACGGCAACAAGCUCAUCCGCAGAUCAUACUCCGGCCCUCAUCUCACCUGCAUAAAGUACCCUCAAACACUUGAGGUUCUCUGCAAAAUUCACGACGGCGAGUGUGGCAACCACUCUGGGGGCAGGUCGCUCGCCCAGAAAGCUCUAAACAUAGGCUACUUCUGGCCUACCAUGCGUCACGACUCCGCUGAAUAUGUUAAGAAGUGUGAUCACUGUCAGCGAUACAAGCCAAUCCCUAACUUGCCUUCCGAAGUCUAUCAUCCGCAAAACAGUCCAUGGCCGUUUAUGCAAUGGGCCAUCGACCUAGUGGGUCCCCUGCCACCAGCGCCCGCCAAGAAAGAAAUGAUGAUCGUCGCCACCGACUACUUUACUAAAUGGAUCGAGGCCGAAGCUCUAUCCUCUACUAAAGAAGCCGAUGUGGAGCGAUUCAUCUGGAGAAACAUCAUAUGCCGGUUUGGCUGCCCACAGUCGCUGGUUAUCGACAAUGGCUCACAAUUCAUUGGCAAGCAGAUCACCGCCUUUUUCGCGAAACACAACAUUUGCCCAUAA
Messenger RNA from Prunus dulcis (almond), 2505 nucleotides. RefSeq lists its product as uncharacterized. The record is from RefSeq and is a predicted model, not a curated record. Lineage: Eukaryota; Viridiplantae; Streptophyta; Magnoliopsida; Rosales; Rosaceae. Gene Ontology annotation, molecular function: nucleic acid binding; RNA-DNA hybrid ribonuclease activity. Gene Ontology annotation, biological process: DNA integration. The transcript is spliced from 2 exons. Bases 1 to 2505 code for a protein of 834 amino acids.